AUGAAGAAGGGUCUUGAGUCUAUUGAUCAAUAUCUGCAGAAAAUCAAGGAUUCGAGGGAUCCAUUGUCAGCAGUUGGUGUUCCUAUUUCUGAUGAAGAUGUUGUUAUUCUUGCUCUGAAAGGCUUACCCUCUGAUUAUAACAUUAAAGCUAUAAUUAGAGGCCGUGAAAAUGUCAUCUCUUUGAAGGAGUUUCAGUCCCAGCUCAAGGCUGAGGAGGCUACAAUUGAAGAGACUUUUCGACAGAUUCCUUUUAUGUCUGCUAUCGCUGCUACGCAUAUGGGGUUUUCUCCUCCUCCACUCUCUGGUAUGUCUCCUCAAUCUGGACCUCCCAUGCCAUACUCUGCUCCUUCAGCCCCUGCUUUUCCUUAUCAACCAAAUAAUGGGAACCGAGGCUCUUCUUUUCAUCACAAGGGUAAGGGCAACACGUUCUAUAACAAUGGACCUCCUCACAACAAUGGUGUUCGUUAUCUCGGGAAGGCUAUUUUCCUUCCUCUUAUGGUAUUCUUGGGCCCGGCUAAACCUCAUUUUCAGCAAUUUCACUUUUCUCACUCUGUUCCUAUUUGCCAAAUUUGCAAUAAGAAAUGA
Messenger RNA from Prunus armeniaca (apricot), 585 nucleotides. The record is from the annotation of a GenBank genome assembly. NCBI's taxonomy places the organism in Eukaryota, Viridiplantae, Streptophyta, Magnoliopsida, Rosales, Rosaceae.